UUCCAAUGCAAUUAUUUCUUUCUGUAUCAGUGAGUUAGGCCAUGUUCUGAUACUGUUAUCUUACCUCUUGACUUAAUUUGAACUCCUGCAGGUUGCUCAGAAGGUGCUGAAAAAAUGCUAAGCAGGCAUGCCAAAGACUAGGACAAUACAGGAUGCCCUUUGCUUGGGCAGCGAGAACAUUAUUUAAAGAUUCAUCUGGAAACCUUGACAAAAAUGCCAGAUUUUCUGCACUCUACAGACAGGAUAGCAAUAAGCUAUCAAAUGAAGACAUGCUCAAGUUACUAGCAGACUUCCGAAAACCUGAGAAGAUGGCCAAAUUACCUGUUAUUUUAGGCAACCUCGACAUUACAAUUGAUAACUUUUCCUCAGACUUUCCCAAUUAUGUUAAUUCAUCCUACAUUCCCAUGAAACAGUUUGAACACAGUACCAAAACUCUAGUCACGUUUGAAGUAGAAGAGUUUGUUCCCUGUAUACCAAAACAUACUCAGCCUUUCACCAUCUACAAUAAUCACCUUUAUGUUUAUCCCAAGUCCUUGAAAUAUGACAGUCAAAAGUCUUUUGCAAAGGCCAGGAACAUUGCCAUUUGCAUUGAGUUCAAAGAUUCAGAUGAAGAGGAUUCUUACCCGCUAAAGUGCAUCUAUGGCAGACCUGGUGGGCCAGUAUUUACCACAAGCUCUUGUGCUGCUGUUUUACACCAUCACCAAAACCCAGAACUUUAUGAUGAGAUUAAAAUAGAAUUGCCUACACAGCUCCACGAAAAGCACCAUUUGUUGUUCACAUUCUAUCAUGUCAGCUGUGAUAAUUCUAGUAAAGGGAGCACGAAGAAGAAAGAUGUCAUUGAAACACAAGUUGGAUAUUCUUGGCUUCCACUCCUGAAAGAUGGAAGGGUGGUAACCAGCGAGCAGCACGUUCCUGUAUCGGCUAAUCUUCCAUCUGGCUACCUUGGCUACCAAGAGCUUGGAAUGGGCAAGCAUCACGGACCAGAAUUAAAAUGGGUGGAUGGAGGCAAGCCGCUGUUGAGAGUGUCGACACAUCUAGUUUCUACUGUGUAUACGCAGGAUCAACACUUACAUAAUUUUUUUCAAUACUGCCAGAAAACAGAUUCUGGAGCUCAAGUCUUAGGGAAUGAUCUUGUAAAAUAUCUUAAGAGUCUUCAUGCAAUGGAAGGUCAUGUCAUGAUAGCUUUCUUGCCCACCAUCCUCAAUCAGCUGUUCCGGGUUCUCACCAGAACUACCCAAGAGGAAGUUGCAGUCAAUGUGACACGGGUUAUUAUCCAUGUGGUUGCUCAAUGCCAUGAAGAAGGAUUGGAGAGCCACUUGAGGUCCUAUGUAAAGUAUGCUUAUAAAGCAGAGCCAUAUGUUGCUUCAGAAUACAAGACUGUGCAUGAAGAACUGGCCAAAUCCAUGACCACCAUCCUGAAACCUUCUGCUGACUUCCUAACCAGCAAUAAACUCCUCAAGUAUUCCUGGUUUUUCUUUGAAGUUUUAAUAAAAUCUAUGGCUCAGCAUCUGAUCGAGAAUUCAAAAGUUAAGUUGUUGAGAAACCAGAGAUUUCCUGCUUCUUAUCAUCAUGCUGUUGAAACAGUUGUUAAUAUGCUGAUGCCACACAUCACUCAAAAAUUCAGAGAUAAUCCAGAGGCUUCAAAAAAUGCCAAUCACAGCCUUGCAGUUUUUAUAAAGAGAUGUUUCACGUUUAUGGACAGAGGCUUUGUUUUCAAACAGAUCAACAAUUAUAUCAGCUGUUUUGCCCCUGGAGAUCCAAAGACUCUUUUUGAAUUCAAGUUUGAAUUUCUGCGUGUAGUGUGCAAUCAUGAACACUAUAUCCCUUUGAACUUGCCAAUGCCAUUUGGAAAAGGCAGGAUUCAGAGAUAUCAAGCUUUUCUUUCACCAACUGUGGAGUCACAUGACACUCCUAUAGAUCUUCAGCUUGACUACUCAUUAACAGAUGAGUUCUGCAAGUACCAUUUCCUAGUGGGCUUACUGCUAAGGGAGGUGGGAAAUGCCCUACAAGAAUUCAGGGAUGUCCGGCAGAUUGCAAUUAGUGUGCUGAAGAAUCUGUUGAUAAAGCAUUCUUUUGAUGACAGAUAUGCUUCACGGAGUCAUCAAGCAAGGAUUGCUACCUUAUAUCUACCUCUAUUUGGCCUCCUCAUAGAAAAUGUACAGCGAAUCAAUGUGAAAGAUGUGUCACCAUUCCCAGUUAAUCCUAGCGCCAAUGCAAAGGACGAACCACUAAAUAUGCCAACUACAAAUCCAUUAGUAACCCCGCAGAAAUCAGCAAACACACUGGAUAACAACCUUCAUAAAGACCUCUUUGGCGUUAUCUCCGGCAUUGCAUCACCUUAUACCACCUCAACACCAAAUAUUAAUAGCGUGAGAAAUGCUGAUUCAAGAGGCUCCCUUGUCAGCACUGAUUCAAUGAACAGUCUUCCAGAAAGGAACAUCGAGAAGACCAAUUCCCUUGACAAGCACCAACAGAGUGGUACCUUAGGGAGCUCAGUAGUCCGCUGUGACAAACUUGACCAGUCAGAGAUUAAAAGUCUGCUGAUGUGUUUCCUUUAUAUCUUAAAGAGCAUGUCUGAUGAUGCUUUAUUUACAUAUUGGAACAAGGCGUCAACAUCAGAAUUGAUGGAUUUUUUCACGAUAUCAGAAGUGUGCUUGCAUCAGUUCCAGUACAUGGGAAAACGAUAUAUAGCAAGGAACCAGGAGGGGUUGGGACCCAUAGUUCAUGAUCGAAAGUCUCAGACAUUGCCUGUUUCCCGUAACAGAACAGGAAUGAUGCAUGCCAGAUUGCAGCAGCUGAGCAGCCUGGAUAACUCUCUCACAUUUAACCACAGCUACGGCCACUCUGACGCAGACGUUCUCCACCAGUCCUUACUAGAAGCCAACAUCGCCACUGAGGUCUGCCUCACAGCUCUGGAUACUUUGUCGCUAUUCACGCUGGCAUUUAAGAACCAGCUUCUGGCUGAUCAUGGACAUAAUCCACUGAUGAAAAAGGUUUUUGACGUUUACCUGUGUUUUCUUCAAAAACACCAAUCGGAGACAGCUUUGAAAAACGUCUUCACUGCCUUAAGAUCAUUAAUUUACAAGUUUCCCUCUACAUUUUAUGAAGGGAGAGCCGAUAUGUGUUCUGCCUUAUGCUAUGAGAUCCUGAAGUACUGUAAUUCCAAGCUGAGUUCUAUUCGUACUGAUGCCUCCCAGCUGCUCUAUUUCUUAAUGAGGAAUAAUUUUGACUACACAGGAAAAAAAUCCUUUGUGAGGACACAUCUGCAAGUUAUCAUUUCUGUAAGCCAACUGAUAGCAGAUGUUGUCGGAAUUGGAGGAACCAGGUUCCAGCAGUCCCUUUCCAUCAUCAAUAACUGUGCCAACAGUGACAGGCUUAUUAAGCACACCAGCUUCUCAUCUGAUGUCAAGGAUCUGACCAAAAGGAUUCGCACAGUCUUAAUGGCCACGGCUCAAAUGAAGGAGCAUGAAAAUGACCCCGAGAUGCUAGUGGACCUCCAGUAUAGUUUGGCCAAGUCCUAUGCAAGCACUCCUGAACUCAGGAAGACGUGGCUGGACAGCAUGGCAAGAAUUCACGUCAAAAAUGGGGAUCUCUCUGAGGCAGCUAUGUGCUAUGUUCACGUAACAGCCUUGGUGGCUGAAUAUCUUACAAGGAAAGAAGCAGACAUAACCUUCCGACGGGAGCUAUCCUACCCCCCCUACAGCCACAGCACCUUCCAGAGGAGCAGUCGGGGAGGCAUGUUUAGGCAAGGAUGCACAGCCUUCAGGGUAAUUACCCCCAAUAUAGAUGAAGAGGCCUCAAUGAUGGAAGAUGUUGGGAUGCAGGAUGUCCAUUUUAAUGAGGAUGUAUUGAUGGAAUUGCUGGAACAGUGUGCUGAUGGACUCUGGAAGGCUGAACGCUAUGAGUUGAUUGCUGACAUCUAUAAACUCAUAAUUCCCAUUUAUGAGAAACGAAGGGAUUUUGAGAGACUAGCUCAUCUAUAUGACACUCUCCAUCGAGCAUAUAGCAAAGUCACAGAAGUUAUGCAUUCGGGCAGGAGACUUCUGGGGACUUACUUCAGAGUUGCAUUCUUUGGACAGGGAUUCUUUGAAGAUGAAGAUGGAAAGGAGUACAUUUACAAAGAACCUAAACUUACACCUUUGUCAGAAAUCUCUCAGAGACUACUAAAGCUUUACUCAGAUAAAUUUGGGUCUGAAAAUGUCAAAAUGAUCCAAGAUUCUGGCAAGGUCAACCCUAAGGAUUUGGAUUCAAAGUAUGCCUAUAUCCAAGUGACACACGUGACUCCAUUUUUUGAUGAAAAGGAAUUGCAAGAAAGGAAGACUGACUUUGAAAGAACUCAUAACAUCCGCCGAUUCAUGUUUGAAAUGCCCUUUACUCAGAGUGGUAAGCGCCAGGGUGGUGUUGAAGAACAAUGCAAACGACGUACAAUAUUAACAGCAAUCCACUGUUUCCCUUAUGUGAAGAAGCGCAUCCCUGUGAUGUACCAGCACCACACGGAUCUGAAUCCCAUCGAGGUGGCCAUUGAUGAGAUGAGUAAGAAGGUGGCUGAGCUCCGGCAGCUGUGUGCCUCGGCUGAAGUGGAUAUGAUCAAGCUUCAGUUAAAGCUCCAGGGCAGUGUCAGCGUUCAGGUUAAUGCUGGUCCCCUCGCAUAUGCCCGAGCUUUCUUAGAUGACUCAAAUACCAAAAGAUAUGCUGAUAAUAAAAUAAAGCUCUUGAAGGAAGUUUUCAGGCAAUUUGUUGAAGCAUGUGGCCAAGCUCUGGCAGUAAAUGAGCGUCUUAUUAAAGAAGAUCAGGUGGAAUAUCAGGAAGAAAUGAAGGCUAACUAUAGGGAAAUGGCAAAAGAGCUUUCAGAAAUCAUGCACGAACAGAUUUGUCCCAUGGAAGAGAAGUCAAACGUCCUCCCCAAUUCCCUUCAUAUUUUCAACGCCAUCAGUGGGACGCCAACAAGCACAACGGUUCACGGGAUGCCCAGUUCUUCUUCACUUGCAUGAUUGUUCCUCGCCAGGCUUGGAGAGGACGCAAGGUUUGGUUUUGUCAUUUGCAGACUCGGGAAGACUUGCGAUGGACACUGCAGACGAGUCCUCGGGCAGGAGAAACGUUGAACAUGAACUAUUGUUUCCUAGUAGGCUUUGUGUAGAAGUAAUAGAAGGAUGCACUUUUUAAAACAAUUUCCCCGGCACUCCAUAGAGCCGUCAUUGUGGCUCAGCAGAGGCGUGGGGUGGAAAACUGCAGCUAGAGCUCAUGUUCCUUCUUCCUUACGCAGUAGUAUUAGAGUAAAUGGCACAUUUAAGGCACGAGUUGGUGAAUGUAUAUAGCAGUGAGAAUAUCACUGUUUAGGGUUGGUUUAGCCUGGAGUUUCUGGGCUAAAUUUGUGAAUGUUGAAAAUAUUUAGGUAUUCUCUAUUUUUCUCCCGUGGCACAUUCAGGUGGAGUACAAGGACAAGAGCUAUUUUUGUGCCUAGAUAGACACUAGUUUUUGAUGAUCUAAGGGAACUGACAAUUAUAAUUUUUUGUACCAGCGAACAAGAAAGAAAAAGUCCUAUUUUAUACUUAACUGGGAUUUACAAAGUAGGUGAGCUUAAAACUGGUCCCGCCAUUUAGAACCAAAUGUCUGUAUUAAUAAACACAGUUAAUGCUACAGUUUAAAAAGCAGUACAAAAAUCGUCAUGUACAUAGAGUUUGUUAAUACAGUCUCGACCUUCUGUACAUACGUGUAUGACAUUUCUAGACUUUUUUUAAUACUCAUACCAGCUUCUACGUUAAGUUUGAUUGUGACAGAUUUGUGCUAUUCUUCGUAUAGGCUCUAUAUUUGACUUGACAGUUUUAUUCUUGUACAUAAGUGAGUGCAAUAUGAAGAUGUACACAGUCUUUGCUCUGUUAGGUUUAUACACUGUUUAAAGAGAAAUUCAUCUUCUUGCCAAAAUGAUGGUGUAGGAAUUGGUAAUCAUAAAUCCUGUGGUAAACAGUCGCAUAAUUUAAAGCUUUUACCAUGUUAUUGUUCUUUUAAGACAUUAAUUUAGUAAUUUUAUAUUUGGGAGAAUAAAGGUUUUUAAUUUUAUUUAACUGGAAUCACUGCCCUGCUGUAAUUAAACAUUCUGUACCACAUCUGUAUUAAAAACAACCUCCCCCCCAA
Messenger RNA from Monodelphis domestica (gray short-tailed opossum), 6132 nucleotides. The record is from RefSeq and is a predicted model, not a curated record. NCBI's taxonomy places the organism in Eukaryota, Metazoa, Chordata, Mammalia, Didelphimorphia, Didelphidae.